GCUUCUCUAAAAGAGUCUAUCAAGGGUUUGAGGGACAGCUGCUGUGAGUUCCCUUCCUGCGGAUAAAGAUGGACCCUGCGGCUGUGCGCGUCCUCCAGACCAUGCUGGUGCUGAUGAUUUUGCCCCCUGUCACCUCUGUCUCCUGCCCCCGGCCCUGCUCCUGCCCCCAGCCCACUGAGCUCCACUGCACGUUCCGCUCACUCAACACCAUCCCAGACGCUGUACCUAAAUACGUGAAGCGCAUGAACCUGGGAUUCAACAGCAUUCAUGAGAUCACAGAUAAAUCACUGCUCGGUCUUCAGAAGUUGGAGCUCCUGAUGAUUCAUGGAAACGAUAUCCACUCUCUACAUGACGGAGUGUUCAGGGACCUUGCGUCACUGCAGAUGUUGAAGAUCAGCUACAACAAGCUCAAGGAGGUCAACAGACAUACCCUUCAGGGUCUGUGGUCUUUGGCCAGGUUACACUUGGACCACAAUCGACUGGAGUUUAUCCACCCUGAUGCCUUCCAGGGUCUCACCUCCUUGCGACUGCUGCAGCUGGAAGGCAACCAGCUUCAGCAGCUGCAUCCAGCAACAUUCACCACCUUCACUCUCAUGGGCCAGUUCCACGUGUCCACUCUUAGGCACCUCUACCUGUCAGACAACAUACUUACAUCGCUGCCGUCUGGGCUGGUGGCGACCAUGUCUCAGCUAGAAAAUCUGUACCUCCAUGGGAACCCGUGGACCUGUGACUGCAACAUGAAUUGGAUCCAUGACUGGGAUAAAACUUCACCAGGUGUUUUGAAAUGUAAAAAGGACAGGGCCCUUCCUGGUGGCCAGCUGUGUCCGAUGUGUUUAUCUCCCAUGCACCUCCAGAAGAAAGAGCUCACGGCUCUGGAGAACCUGGUCUGCAGCAGCCCAGUCAUCCGUUUUCCUCACAGGACUUCCCCACCCGAGGACACUGAAACAGAGGUCUUGACCACAGAGAACUUCAGGGAACCAUUUGGAAACAUCUCCCUGGGCCUGUCUGAUGAACAUGGGAAUGAGGUGGAUCUGGAGUGUUGUGUUGGCAUGCCAAGAAAUAUUACCAGGAUCAACUGGGAGCAGGUCAACCAGCUCCAGCUGGCCUCCAAUAUCACUUUUUCAGUGGAUCUUGAAUGUGCUGUUGAUAGAGAAAAGUAUGAGCGACUGUGGAGGCUAAUUGCUUACUACAGCAGUGUGCCAGCCCACUUAAAAAGGGGAACCAUGCUCAGCAAAGAACCUCAUCCAACCUAUGUCUAUAGACAGGACUCUGAGAAGGAUGCCCUUUACUAUACAGGCAUAAAAAUGAAUGUCAUGGCCCAGCCGGCAUGGUUGAUGCAAACAUCUGCUGACCUUCAGCUGAACAGACUUCAAUCAUCAGCCAAGAAAGUAAAAUUGAUCAUCAGCACAGACCUCUCAGAGAAAGUGGAGGUUGAGCAGUUGCGGAGAGAAAAAAUGAAAUGGGUCCUAAUUGAGUCAACAAAUUCAACUCGUAAAGUGCUAAGUGCUAUCCUGGGAAGUCAAAAUCAAAUGAACUGUAAUGUGCACAGUUCUGGGCAAGCAGUAAUUCACUGGAUGCUACCAAAUGGCUCCAAAGUGAAGGCCCCGUACAGCAGCCAAGACAAUAGGGUGUCUGUGUCCAGUAAUGGAAGGCUGGUCAUAAAAUCUGUCAGCCACACAGACACAGGAAUUUACUACUGCAUUGCCAAUGUUCAUGGAGACCUGGCUGUUCUGUCAUUUCAUCUAACAGUGCAGGAAUCUUCCAACCCUCCCCCCGGAGAGGAUUCCUCAAUUACACCCACAGAGGUAGUUGCAGGGAGCCCCAUUUCCCUACCUUGCACGACAUCUGCCUCCCCUGAUGCUGAAGUUAACUGGAUUCUCCCAAGCAACAACAUUGUUCGUCAUCAAGACAUAUCCCUCCGAGCUUUGGUGUAUUCCAACGGCACUCUACAUAUCCCACAGGCUCAGUUGUUAGACAGUGGCUAUUAUAAAUGCAUUGCCCUUAAUCAACAUGGUGUGGACACAGUGGCUGCAAAAGUUACUGUUAUCAGGCGCAAUGGGCUCAUAAGGCCUUUGAGGAGGUUUCCAGCAAGACCUCAGUCAGCCUCAGGGGUCAACACAUACAUACAUCCAGAGGAGGCGUCAGGGGACGUUGAGAUUACUCAAGAAAUGUCGCGAGUUAACCGACAAGAUAUUGCGAGAAGAAGAAUUCCAGCAGGUGUGGCUCCAGGGAGGAGGGGCAUCCAUCCAUCAAAGACUAUUGGGCAGAGGCCACCAGUGCUUCGAAAACCAACAGAAUCGCAUGUUGAAGACAGGAAACAUAUAGUUGAGAGCAAGAGGAGAAUUAAUGUGUCAAAGAGUAAAAUAGACCCAGAGAAAUGGGCUGAUAUUUUGGCAAAGAUUAGAGACAGAAAUAGUCAAAAUACUGUAACAUCACUACCAGUUCAGUACACAACAGAGAGGAGACAGAUAGAGCAGACAACACAGCGACAAGAAAUGAUUGAAGGGUCAUCAGAUGGCCUGACUGUGCAGGAGAAAGCGAGCCAAGAUUACCUAACAACACCACACGUUCCAGUACAACAUACGCAAAUGGAAACUGGUAAACACAACAGACAAAGUCAGGGAGCCCAUGUCACAUCUAACAGUCAGCACGGACACAUCAUACAUGCUACAACACAGUCACAGACAAUGCAGACCACAUACAACAUACCGCGCACAACCCAUGACACAAACUUGGAUCAAUACAUAACUUCAAACAGCGUAUUUUCCCUCUCACAGACCCCAUCUGAUCCCCUACAUGCCACUGUCUGGCAGGGGAACACAAACAGUGCAAGCAGCAGCACAAUGUCUCCAGGAGAGAACUAUAGCACAGAUACAGAUGUUAAUGCAGUCGAAACAGCUGAUUGGACCCACGCAUCUGAGAGGAGUGAGAAUACAAAUAGACCGAAUGUUGUUGACAGCUCUAAUAAUGAUGGAGAGCAUUCUUCCAGUGGAACUAAAAUCAUCAAUUUAGUCAACCAAAAUGAAUCAGAGACAAGCCAAGGAGAAAGUGGAAAAUAUCUUCGAGAGACUACAACAAUAUCCGAACUGUAUACUCAGUCAGAGAACACAACACUUGAUAAUUUGCACUCUCAAGCAAUGCUUACGACCGCAUUUGUAACAACUACCCUUGUGCCCACCACAACAAGCAGUUCGACUGAAGCACAGCUCCUGCGCCUCCACCAGCCUAACUCCCGGAGAAGGAAUGGGAAUCGGAGAAAAAAACCAAACAGAAGAAAACAGAAGCUGAAUGAACCCACCCAGUUUACUGCCACCACACCUGUAAAUGCUUCACUCGCAACAGUCAGGACGACUGCCUCCACACCGCUAAAAAUAGAACAAUUAGAAGUUACAAAAGCCAAAUUCAAUACCACUGUUCCAUUCACCAGCGGCCAAGCAGCGUCAUCAGGGAGACUGAGUCAUAAAGAAAACACAGUCUCCAGGCAUGACAUCGAGCCAGCCACCAAACCCUCCUCGCUGCCAACUUCUCUCCCCAAAACUAAGGACCCCCUUCAACCCCUUGCCAAACCACCAUUCAAAAGCACAUCAGCAGCACCAUUAUUUCCAACAGCUUCUCCAGCAGUGGGUCAUGGAAAGACAAGUUCUCAAACAGCCUUGAGAGUCUCGGAGAAUGCAUCUCUAGAGCACUUUGAUAUGCUCACAUUAACGACUUUGCAGACAUUUACAGGCAGACCUUUUCCAACUUCUAGACUUUUAGAGACAGUUGGAGCGAGUGUUACAGGAGACCUUAGACAUGUGCCAUUUUCUAACAAUUCCUCUGUGGAUUUUCAGACAAUUAAAGUGCAAACAGAUGCCAAACAAUACACAUCCAUUGAAGUUGAUAAUGCAAAGAUGCUUGAGAAAGAAUCUGGGAUGCAUUUUUCACUGCUGCCAUCUCAAACUGCCUCAUCUGCUCCCUUGAUUGAGCAUGCAACUUCUGAAUACACUUCUAGUGACAUAACUACAACUCCGAGUUUGCUUUUUGAGGGUCGUUUGGAGACAGAACCGGUUACAAAGAGAUAUAAUCGUCCCAGUCAACAUAACACCCCAAGCAGUGAAUCAGAGGUAGAAACUGCAAAUACUGUGAAUCCCUCUAUCGCAAGUACCACCAUAACAACAGCUCCCCCUGCUACCGCAUCAAGUCCUGAUCCUUUGAGCCCAUCCAAAGAGGAGUUACAUGCCACAACACCCAAAACAUAUUCCAAAGGAGUUAACAUAGGACCAAAGACCACUGCCCAGGAUGGCCCUAUGAUCACGCACAUUCAAAACCAGCAAAUCAAACCUAUCAUUACCACAUCAGAGCCUUGGGGAAAAUCAGACUACCAUUUUGCAACCCAGUCACCUGACCACAAUCUGACAUCGUUUGCCUUAAAACCCACCAGUGGGCAAAUACAUAAACAGGCCACUCCUACACCAGCAAUUACCGCAAUCCAAACUAAUCAAUUUUGGGAGAAACUGUUUACGAAUACUCAGGAUGUGUCCAGAGUGCACCAGCUACCUGGAAGAGGAUCUGUUUCAAGAGGGAAGCCGAGGAUAUCUAAGAGCAAUUUCCAAACGUUCACAGUGAAAGCUGAAACAGAUGCUCAACUUCCUUGUGAGGCUGAGGGAGAGCCAAAGCCGUUCCUGUCAUGGACUAAAGUUGCCAAUGGGGCAAGUAUUGCGCAGAACACCAGGGUUCACAGGUUUGAGGUCCAUCCAAAUGGUACAUUAAUCAUCAAGAACACACAGCGCAUGGAUGGGGGUCAGUACCUGUGCACGGUCCAGAAUCAUUAUGGUACAGACAAAAUGGUGGUCAACCUUGUGGUCCUGGUUCAGCAUCCUCGGGUGCUCCAGCCUCGGAACAGAGACAUGACAGUGCAUCUAGGUGGCAAAGUGGAAUUGGAGUGUCAAGUAGAGGGGCACCCUAUGCCUAAAGUUAUAUGGUUGCUCCCUAACCAUGUUCGCAUAGCUGCUGGUAUGCCCCUUCAGCAGCGUGUGGCUGUCUUGGGCAAUGGAACCCUCCGGAUCAGCCAGGCCAGUUACACAGACAGAGGUAUUUACAAGUGCAUUGGCAGCAGUGCAGUUGGAACUGACAGUGUCUCUGUCCACCUUUAUGUGACAGCAUUGCCACCAUUUAUUCAACAGACACAAAAUGAAAACCUUACCCUUCCAGAGGGCAGCAAUGUGUACAUCCACUGUACCGCCACAGGUGUCCCUCAACCUGUCAUUCAGUGGAUCACACCUGAUGGCGUACAACUCACUGCUUCCCAGUUUUUUGCUGGACACAACCCCUUUGUCUUUCCUAAUGGGACCCUCCACAUAAAGGGAUUGGGCCCGGGAAAUGCUGGGACAUAUGAGUGCUCAGCUAGUAAUGCAGUGGCAUCCAGCAGGAGAACUGUGAUCUUGAUUGCAAAGAAGAAUCCAUCCUCUUCCAAGGCCAGUAUCACUUCAUCAUCCCCCCAGAGAACAGAUGUGAUCUAUGGAAGAAAUGUGUUGCUAAACUGUGUGGCAACAGGAGAGCCAAAUCCCUGGAUCAUCUGGAGGACACCCUCUAAGAAGCUGGUGGAUUCUCAGUACAGUUUUGACCCCAGGAUUAAGGUCUUCCCCAACGGCACUAUAACCAUUCAUUCUGUGACUGACAAGGACAGUGGUGACUACCUGUGUAUGGCACGCAACAAGCUAGGUGAUGACUAUGUUCUGCUGCGGGUCACUGUACUGACAAGGCCAGCCAAAAUUGAACAGAAGCGGCAGCGAUCCAGUCAGGAGGUGAUGUACGGGGGAGACUUAAAGGUUGACUGCGUGGCGUCUGGGCUCCCCAACCCUGAGAUCAGCUGGGCACUGCCGGAUGGCACCAUGGUCAACCCAGUGAAACAGAGAGACCAUGUCAGUGGAGGACGCAGUCGCAGGUAUCUGGUGUUUGACAAUGGGACGCUGUAUUUCAAUGAUGUUGGUAUGCCAGAAGAAGGGGACUACACGUGUUAUGCUGAUAACCAAGUUGGCAAAGAUGAGAUGAAGGUCAGAGUUAAGGUUAAGGUUGCAACUCCUCCACCACAAAUCGUGGAUAAAGAUCAAAAGAUUGUCCGGGUUUUCUAUGGUGAGACCGUUACACUUAGAUGUAAUGCCAAAGGGGAACCAAUGCCUGUCAUCACAUGGAUUUCCCCUACAAAUAAAUUCAUCUCCUCCGCAUUAGACAAAUAUCAGGUCCUGGAUGAUGGGACAUUAGUGGUUCAAAAGGUCCAACGUUUUGAUGGAGGUAACUACACCUGCAUAGCCAGGAACAAUGUAGGACAAGACCAUAAAGUCAUCAGGCUGGAAGUGCUAGUAACACCUCCAACGAUCAAUGGCCUAAUAGAACCUGCCAGUGCUGUCAAGAUAACUGCUGUCAAGGAUCAGCAGAAACUGAUUAACUGUGUCGCAAAGGGAACACCUACCCCUCGCGUCAUGUGGGUUCUAACAGGAAACGUGAUCCUUCCUGCACCGUACUACAGCAACAGAAUGACAGUUCAUCAGAAUGGUACCUUGGAAAUCCGGUCAAUCAAGAGGACAGACUCUGGGCAACUGGCUUGUAUCGCACGGAAUGAAGGAGGAGAGGUCAGGCUGGUGGUCGAUUUGGAUGUAAAAGAGGUUGUUGAGAGGCCACAAAUUCGAGGUCCCAAAACACAUAGCCUAUCACUGACUGUGGGGAAUGCCAUGACUUUGAAUUGCUCCGUUGAGGGCUCAACACUCCCUCACAUCACUUGGAUUCUACCCAAUGGCAUACCAUUGCUAAGUGGUGCUCGAUUCUCCAAGUUUUUCCAUCAGCCUGAUGGAUCUCUGAUCAUCAGUAAUCCAUCUGUUGGGGAAGCUGGUAUGUACCGCUGUCUAGGGCAUAAUUCUGGAGGGCUUGUGGAACGAACAAUCACACUGUCCCCAGGAAUAAAACCAGAGAUCAACAACAGAUACAACUCUCCUAUUAGCAUCACGAAUGGGGAAAUACUAUUGCUACAUUGUCAAACCAAUGUCAAACCCGUCAGACUAACAUGGACACUACCUAGUGGGGUUGUCCUCAAUAGACCACAGAGAGCUGGACGAUACUCUGUACUGCCCAAUGGGACGCUUGCAAUCCAACAAGUAUCAGUCUAUGAUCGGGGAUCCUAUACAUGUCGAGCUGCAAAUGAGUACGGAAGUUCUCAGCUUUCUGCAUCAGUAAUUGUGAUCGCAUACCCACCUCAAAUUACAAAUGGCCCUCCCUCUGUCACCUAUGCUAAACGUGGAGUUGCUGUGCAGCUGAACUGUGUAGCAAAAGGGAUUCCAAGAGUGGAGGUUGCAUGGGAAACACCUGAAAAAACCCGCUUGGCUGUCAGUGCACAGCCACGCCUUUUUGGAAACAAGUACCUCCAUCCACAAGGUUCCCUCAUUAUUCAGAACCCGACACAAAAAGACACUGGUAUCUACCGCUGCACAGCCAGGAAUGCCAUUGGCGUAGACUCUAAAGUAACUUUUCUCAAUGUGUACUGACGAAUUUCACUGUUCAUCAUGGUCAUUCUGUCUUUGUUUGCCCAAGCAACUGCCUAGUUAAAAGCAGCUAAUGUUUUUAAUGAUCCAAAUGUAAAAACUGCUGUCACCAUGAUGAAACAAUGAGAUGAUUAAAAGCUUGUAGUGCUGUUCUGAAUGUGUAUAGAGGUCAAAAGUUUAUGGUAUUUGGUGCUAACUAUAUAUCCCCCGUUUUGUGCAUAUUCCAUAUCCCUGGGAAAUAUCAAUGUCCUCCGUUGUGCAAUUUAGCUUGAGGCUAAUGACUUGUAUCAUCCCCUCAGACAUUAUUGGUCUUUACCUAAUGUGUCCACGUUACUGGAAAUAACAAUGUAAUAGCAUGAAUAGUUGUAGUUACAGUUUGCCAUCAUCAAGCUUGUUACAGUCUUGACAAGCAAAGUCAGAUAGUUCUGUUAUUAGAUAACGUGAGAACAAUUACACACUUAUUUAAUCAUCACAAAGUACAGUUUUAUACACCAAAUAGCACUUGUUUGGUGUUAUCUUGUCUACCGUGUAGUAAAUUAAUUUGGGACCCUAUUUGAUGAAUAAAAUCUUCUUCAGUGACAUUUAUUCAUAUUUUUCCCAAAAAGAAUCAGGAAAUACUGACUGGAGUUAACAAUUUGUCCGUAAACAAAGGAAAAGUAAUUCAUUGGAAGCUGGUAUCAUAUCUACAUUUGAUUCCGGUUGUGUUGUUAAGCACUAAAUGUACUGGUGUGUAGGUUCAAAACACCAGUCCCAGAUGCAGCUGAGUGUAGGAAAUCCGGAUUGCCCUCACGAUCAUAGUUGAGAUAUGAGGCAAAUGACCUGCUAAACCCCAUCCUUUCGACCGAUCUCGCCAUUUUAUGACACAAUAAUAUCAUCUCAGUCUCAGGUGUUGAUAGCAGUAAAAUUUAGAGAGUCAAUGUAAUUUUACUGCUCUUCGUAGUAUGCAAAUUAGAUAAUAAUUCCAUCAUAGUGGCCUUUAUUGUCCUCUGCCUUGCCUUUGCUAAUUUAUGGAAUAAAUUUAGGUGUAUUUCAAUUUCAAGCCAUACAGGCUCUCUGCUAAAUUGCUGCCUUUCAAAGUUCUUACUUUCUUGGCUUUUAUUUAAAGUGCCACCAUCACACCAAGUAAAUUUUCUCAGGAAGCAUUAACCCAUAAUUAUCCAAUUAUGUGUGGAGUUUCAUGAGUCUAGCUUGUUCAUGCUCAUGAGAAAUUGAGCAAUGGCACAAAAUUUACAGCUAUUGACAAACAGGCUACACUUACAUUCAGCGAUCAAUAAUGCACUUUGGAUCUCACUAAACAAGGCAUAUUAGAGCAAAAUUGAUAUUGUCCAUGUGGGAAGGUACCAUUGACUCUUAACACUCAAGUGUUCACAUUAAAACAAUUGAUUAUUUGGCUCUGCUGCAUCCUGAGCAGUAAAUGAACCUUUGUUGGCAUUGUACAGUUGCUUCUGAUAAUGGCAAAUAAUGGCAAGCUUCGUCUAACUAGGAAAUAUUGUUUAACUUAAUUACAGAACUAAUUGAAAAUGUGUAAAUGUAGCUGGGAUUGUCUGUUUUAAGACCUUAUUUGAGAUAAUGAUUAAUAUCCUGUGCCUUUCCAUUAUCUGAGUCAGUUAUUUUAAUAAUGUUUUCAUCCUAUUUUCAGCAAGUUCUGUGCCCUCAUUUAUUAAUAAUGUCUUUGUCACGAACUGCAAUUUUCCCAGAGUUUAAUAUAAGAUUUCCACUCCUUUCUACUACUUGUACCCAAAAACAAAAACGUUUUUUAUUGCAGAGGCAGGUACAGUUAUUCAUAAGUGAGUAUAUUGUUUUGAAAAUAAAUUAAAAAA
This is a messenger RNA of Paralichthys olivaceus (Japanese flounder), 9331 nucleotides long. It is a transcript of the gene mxra5a, whose product is annotated as matrix-remodelling associated 5a. Gene Ontology annotation, molecular function: protein binding. The record is from RefSeq and is a predicted model, not a curated record. NCBI's taxonomy places the organism in Eukaryota, Metazoa, Chordata, Actinopteri, Pleuronectiformes, Paralichthyidae.